This is a messenger RNA of Zophobas morio, 804 nucleotides long. Its product is annotated as octapeptide-repeat protein T2-like. The transcript has a single exon. NCBI's taxonomy places the organism in Eukaryota, Metazoa, Arthropoda, Insecta, Coleoptera, Tenebrionidae. The record is from RefSeq and is a predicted model, not a curated record. Bases 1 to 804 code for a protein of 267 amino acids.
AUGGACGAAUGGACGAAAGGACGAAAGAACGAAAGAACGAAAGGUCGAAAGGUCGAAAGGUCGAAAGGACGAAAGGGCGAAAGGGAUCAAAGGAUAAAAGUAUCAAAGGAUCAAAAGAUCACAGGAUUAAAUUUUCAAAGGAUCAAAGGAUCCAAGGAACAAAGAAUCAAAGUAUCAAAGGUACAAAGUAUCGUUGGGUCGAAGGAUCGAAGGACCAAAGGACGAAAGGACGAAAAGAUGAAAGGACGAAAGGCUGAAAGGGAUGAAAGGAUUAAAGGAUUAAAGGAUCAAAGUAUCAAAGUAUCAAAGGAUCCAAGGAACAAAGAAUCAAAGUAUCAAAGGUACAAAGUAUGGUUGGGUCGAAGGAUUGCAGGACCAAAGGAUCGAAGGACCAAAGGACCAAAGUACCAAAGGACCAAAGGACCAAAGAACCAAAGGACCAAAGGACGAAAGGACGAAAAGACGAAAGGACGAAAGUACGAAAGGACAAAAGGACGAAAGGACGAAAAGACGAAAGAACGAAAGGACGAAAGGGUGAAAGGGAUGAAAGAAUCAAAGGAUCAAAGGACCAAAGAGUCAAAGGAUCAAAGGAUCCAAGGAACAAAGAAUCGAAGUAUCAAAUGUACAAAGUAUCGUUGGGUCGAAGGAUCGAAGGACCAAAGGACCAAAGUACCAAAGGACCAAAGGACCAAAGAACCAAAGGACCAAAGGACGAAAGGACGAAAGGACGAAAAUGAUCAAAAGGAUGAAAAGGACGGAAAGGACGAAAAGGACGAAAGGCAUGAAAAGGACGACAAUGACUAA